Thunnus maccoyii (southern bluefin tuna) is the source of this 3825-nucleotide messenger RNA. Its product is annotated as NLR family CARD domain-containing protein 3-like. Bases 1 to 3825 code for a protein of 1274 amino acids. The record is from RefSeq and is a predicted model, not a curated record. NCBI's taxonomy places the organism in Eukaryota, Metazoa, Chordata, Actinopteri, Scombriformes, Scombridae. The transcript is spliced from 12 exons. Gene Ontology annotation, molecular function: protein binding.
AUGUUGUGUAGGAGGAGAAGAACAACAACAACAACAACAACAAGGAGGCAGCACAGACCAGACUCUGCUGGACCUGAACCUGAACCAGAACCUGAACCUGGACCUGAAUCCAGCUGUGUGUCCUUCAAGAGCGACUGGUCAAAGGAGGAUGUUACUAAUUUUAAACAAAGACAAUCAUUUGAUCAAAAGAUCCAUCAGAGACCAGACUCAGCUGGACCUGGACCCAGUUGCGUGUCCCUCCACAGCAACUGGUCAAAAGAGGAUGUUACUAAUUUUAAACAAUCAUCUGAUCAAAAGAUCCAUCAGAGACCAGACUCUGCUAGACCUGAACCUGGACCUGGACCCAGCUGUGUGUCCUUCAAGAGCGACUGGUCAAAGGAGGAUGUUACUAAUUUUAAACAAAGACAAUCAUUUGAUCAAAUAGUGGGCCAGGAGAGCUCUGAGGUUCCCGGUGGUCAGUCUGCCCAGCAGCAUCAAACACAGUUGGACUCCAUAUUUAUGCUGCUGGAGGAGAACAUCGUCACUUUUGUGAAGAACGAGCUGAAGAAGAUGCAGAAGGUUCUAACUUCAGAUUACCCAGAAUGCUUAGAGAGUCAGAGAGAGGAUGAAGAGGUGUUGGAUGGUGAGGAGGAGGAGCAGAUGAGGAGCAGCAGAGAGGCAUUUCUGAAGAUCACCCUGCACUUCCUGAGGAGAAUGAAGCAGGAGGAGCUGGCUGACCGUCUGCAGAACAGAAGUCCUGCAGGUUGUCAGUCUAAACUCAAGUCUAACCUGAAGAAGAAGUUCCAGUGUGUGUUUGAGGGGAUUGCUAAAGCAGGAAACCCAACCCUUCUGAAUCAGAUAUACACAGAGCUCUACAUCACAGAGGGAGGGACUGCAGAGGUCAAUGAUGAACAUGAGGUCAGACAGAUUGAAACAACAUCCAGAAAACCAGCCAGACCAGAAACAACCAUUAGACAAGAAGACAUCUUUAAAGCCUCACCUGGAAGAGAUGGACCAAUCAGAACAGUGAUGACAAAGGGAGUGGCUGGCAUUGGGAAAACAUUCUUAACACAGAAGUUCACUCUGGACUGGGCUGAAGACAAAGCCAACCAGGACAUACACUUCACAUUUCCAUUUACUUUCAGAGAGCUGAAUGUGCUGAAAGAGAAAAAGUACAGCUUGGUGGAACUUGUCCAUCACUUCUUUACUGAAACCAAAGAAGCAGGAAUCUGCAGGUUUGAAGAGUUCCAGGUUGUGUUUAUCUUUGACGGUCUGGAUGAGUGUCGACUUCCUCUGGACUUCCACAACAAUGAGAUCCUGACUGAUGUUUCAGAGUCCACCUCAGUGGAUGUGCUGCUGACAAACCUCAUCAGGGGGAAACUGCUUCCCUCUGCUCACCUCUGGAUAACCACACGACCUGCAGCAGCCAAUCAGAUCCCUCCUGAGUGCGUUAGCAUGGUGACAGAGGUCAGAGGGUUCACUGACCCACAGAAGGAGGAGUACUUCAGGAAGAGAUUCAGUGAUAAGAAGCAGGCCAGCACAAUCAUCUCCCACAUCAAGACAUCACGAAGCCUCCACAUCAUGUGCCACAUGCCAGUCUUCUGCUGGAUCACUGCUACAGUUCUGGAGGAUGUGUUGAAAAGCAGAGAGGAAAGAGAGCUGCCCACGACCCUGACUGAGAUGUACAUCCACUUCCUGGUGCUUCAGUCCAAACUGAAGAAUGUCAAGUAUGAUGGAGGAGCUGAGACAGAUCCACACUGGAAUCCAGAGAGCAGGAAGAUGAUUGAGUCUCUGGGAAAACUGGCUUUUGAGCAUCUGCAGAAAGGCAACCUGAUCUUCUAUGAAUCAGACCUGACAGAGUGUGGCAUCAAUAUCAGAGCAGCCUCAGUGUACUCAGGAGUGUUCACACAGGUUUUUAAAGAGGAGAGAGGGCUGUACCAGGACAAGGUGUUCUGUUUUGUCCAUCUGAGUGUUCAGGAGUUUCUGGCUGCUCUUCAUGUCCAUCUGACAUUCAUUAACUCUGGAGUCAGUCCGCUGGCAGAAGAACAAACAACAUCCAAAAAGUCUGAGACUAAACUAAAAUCUGCAGAGACACAUCUCUACCAGAGUUCUGUGGAUGAGGCCUUACAGAGUCCAAAUGGACAUCUGGACUUGUUCCUCCGCUUCCUCCUCGGUCUUUCACUGCAGACUAAUCAGACUCUCCUAAAAGGCCUGCUGACACAGACAGGAAGUUGCUCGCUGGCCAAUGAGGAAACAGUCGAGUACAUCAAGAAGAAGAUCAGUGAGAAUCUCUCUGCAGAGAGAAGCAUCAAUCUGUUCCACUGUCUGAAUGAACUGAAGGAUCCUUCUCUAAUGGAAGAGAUCCAACAGUACUUGAGAUCAGGAAGUCUCUCCACAGAUGAACUGUCUCCUGGUCAGUGGUCAGCUCUGGUCUUCAUCUUGCUGUCAUCAGAAAAAGAUCUGGACAUGUUUGACCUGAGGAAAUACUCUGCUUCAGAGGAGGCUCUUCUGAGGCUGCUGCCAGUGGUCAAAGCCUCCAAUAAAGCUCUACUGAAUGGCUGUAACCUCUCAGAGAAAAGCUGUGCAGCUCUGUCUUCAGUUCUCAGCUCCCAGUCCUCUAGUCUGAGAGAGCUUGAUAUGAGUAACAACAACCUGCAGGAUUCAGGAGUGAAGCUGCUGUCUGCUGGACUGGAGAGCCCACACUGCACACUGGAAACACUCAGCCUGUCAGGAUGUCUGAUCACAGAGGAAGGCUGUGCUUCUCUGGCCUCAGCUCUGAGCUCCAACCCCUCCCAUCUGAGAGAGCUUGACCUGAGCUGCAAUCAUCCAGGAGCAUCAGGAGAGAAGCUGCUGUCUGCUGGAGUUGAGGAUCCACACUGGAGUCUGGACACUCUCAGGCUGAGUGACUGUAACCUCUCAGAGAGAAGCUGUGCAGCUCUGUCCUCAGUUCUCAGCUCCGAGUCCUCUAGUCUAAGAGAGCUGGACUUCAGAAACAACAACUUGCAGGAUCAAGGAUUGAAGCUUCUGUCUGCUGGACUGGAGAGUCCACACUGCACACUGGAAACUCUCAGCCUGUCAGGAUGUCUGAUCACAGAGGAAGGCUGUGCUUCUCUGGCCUCAGCUCUGAGCUCCAACCCCUCCCAUCUGAGAGAGCUUGACCUGAGCUACAAUCAUCCAGGAGACAAAGGAGAGAAGCUGCUGUCUGCUGCACUGAAGGAUCCACGCUGGAGACUGGAGACUCUCAGGCUGCAGCCUGCUGGAGUCCGAUGGUUGACACCAGGUCUGAGGAAGUAUUUCUGUGAACUCACACUGGAUCCAAACACAGCAAACAGAAAACUCAAACUGUCUGACAACAACAGGAAGGUGACACAUGUGAAGGAGGAUCAGUCAUAUCCUGAUCAUCCAGACAGAUUUGAUGGCUGGGAACAGCUGCUGUGUAGAAAUGAUCUGACUGGUUGCUGUUACUGGGAGGUCGAGUGGAGAGGAAUAUAUGCUAAUAUAUCCGUGAGUUACAGAGGAAUCAGCAGGAGAGGAGACAGUGAUGACUCCUGGUUUGGAGCGAAUGAUCAGUCCUGGAGUCUGUACUGCUCUGAUGGUGGUUACUCUGUCUGGCACAAUAACAAAAAAACAUCCAUCCCCUCCUCCUCCUUCUCCUCCUCCUCCUCCUCCUCUGUCUCUAACAGAGUAGCAGUGUAUGUGGACUGUCCUGCUGGCACUCUGUCCUUCUACAGAGUCUCCUCUGACACACUGAUCCACCUCCACACCUUCAACACCACAUUCACUCAGCCUCUGUGUGCUGGGUUUGGAGUCUGGCCUCGUUCCUCAGUGUCUCUGUGUUCUCAGUAG